UCAACCAGGGAUAUUUAUUUAAAAAUAAAUAAAUAAAAAAGAAGAAAGAAGGUUCCAUUAUUGUUUUGCUAUAAUAAGGGGGAAACCUCUCUUUCCUUUCUUGAGAUCCAAAAACAGCAUUCCAGAGUGACGAGCAAGCACAAGAGGCUGAAGAUGGUGAGGCAGAAGAUCAAGAUAAAGAUGAUAGACAACAUAACAGCAAGACAAGUAACGUUUUCAAAGAGGAGAAGAGGGAUCUUCAAGAAAGCACAAGAGCUUUCUGUGCUUUGUGAUGCUGAGGUUGCUCUCAUCAUUUUCUCUGCCACUGGGAGGCUCUUUGAAUAUGCUAGCUCCAGUAUGAAGGACAUAACUGCAAGGUAUGCUCAGCAUACACAUGAGAUAAGUAGAUCAGAAAGACCUCUUGAACUGCAGCUGGAGAAUGUCAAUAACGAUAAAUUACGUAAGGAAGUUGCUGAUAAAACCCACCAACUAAGGCAGAUGAAAGGUGAAGAUUUUCAAGGGCUGAACCUACAAGACUUACUACAACUGGAGAAAGCACUUCAAACAGGAUUAAAUCGCGUGAUUGAGACAAAGGAAAAGCGGAUCAUGGAUGACAUCGCAGCACUUCAGAAAAAGGGCGCCGAAUUGGAACAAGAGAACAAGAAGUUAAAGCAAAAGAUGGAUAUGGUGAAGAUGGGAAAAAGUCCAUUAGUGAUGGAUUCAUCGGAUAUUGGCAUGCAAGAAGUGGUGUCAUCCGAGUCACUAAAUAAUGCAUGCAGCUGCAUCAGUAGUGCCGCUCCUUCUUCUCUUGAAGAUGAUUCCUCUGACACUUCUCUUAAGUUAGGGUUGCCCUUUCCUAAUAAUUGAAAGGAUUCUUGUUCCUAAAGGUUGACCCAGUACGAGGUUCAUUGCAUCGGGCCCAAGUAAAAAAAAGGUGUCAUUAAACGCUAAAAUUUAUAUUGCAUGGGGUUCAUUUAUUUAACUACUUAAUUUCUUUCUAGCUAGCCACAUAAUCCAAACAUAUAAGUACUUUAAUUUCUCAUGUAAAAUUUAUCAAAAAAUGUGAAGAAGCAUGCAUGAGGUAAAGUUUUGAGGUAGCCAUUGCAAUCUCUAAGUUUCGUCAUAAAGUGAAUGCAAUAAUUUGUGCUUCCUACUUAGAAUGAAGUUUGUAAUUUCAUCCUUGUAAUUUUUUUUCCACGAAUACAGUAUUAUAUUA
Messenger RNA from Arachis ipaensis, 1195 nucleotides. RefSeq names its product MADS-box protein AGL24. Gene Ontology annotation, biological process: positive regulation of transcription by RNA polymerase II. The record is from RefSeq and is a predicted model, not a curated record. NCBI's taxonomy places the organism in Eukaryota, Viridiplantae, Streptophyta, Magnoliopsida, Fabales, Fabaceae. Gene Ontology annotation, molecular function: RNA polymerase II transcription regulatory region sequence-specific DNA binding; DNA-binding transcription factor activity; protein dimerization activity. Gene Ontology annotation, cellular component: nucleus.